This is a messenger RNA of Ruditapes philippinarum (Manila clam), 2152 nucleotides long. RefSeq lists its product as uncharacterized. Gene Ontology annotation, molecular function: protein binding. The record is from RefSeq and is a predicted model, not a curated record. NCBI's taxonomy places the organism in Eukaryota, Metazoa, Mollusca, Bivalvia, Venerida, Veneridae. The transcript is spliced from 2 exons. Bases 34 to 1071 code for a protein of 345 amino acids.
CAGUGAUCGGUGUUGCUUUGUUUACACAACAAAAUGGAAAUGAUUUCCAAAGUUUUUUUGGUUCUUGCACUUGUGAACUCAAUCAAGAUGGAAGAUGAUUUGGUGUUUGAACUGUUUAACAGUAGAUUAAAUACCCAAUCAUUACAGCUUUUAAAAGUUAGGCGUAAACAGAAGGAAAUAGAGGAACGCAUAGAACAUUUACAAAAUGUACCUCAACAUGACAGUAAUGAGUGCUGUAAAGAACUUUUAAAAAGUAUUGAAGAUAUUCAGGAGACCGGCAUAUCCAAGAAGGAGGAAGAUUUUUCAGCAAUGAAAAGGGCAAUCUCAUCAGAAAAGGAGUACGUGCGAAAUUUGGUACUUUCAUUGGAGAAAACAUUGGAAAAUAAAGGUGUAAUUCUGCCAAAAACAGCCAGCAAUGGGGGUGCAGUUAAAGACUUUGAAAAGAAAAUUGAGCAUCAGACGAGUAUAACAUCCAAUCUUUCAAGACAAGUUGAGUUGAUUGGAAAGACAUUAGAUUCCGUCAAAUCAAAGAGCGAAGGUUUUGAAAGCAGGCUUGCAACAAUUAAGACAAAGUCGGAAAGUAUUGACAAACGGAUAGAUACAUUGGAAACAAGCAUGUCGUCACUGAUUCUUUCAUCAGGAAAAGAAAUUAGUUUCUCUGCUCAGUAUAAGCCCCAAGAAGGUCACGUUGCAUCUAUUUUCAAAAAAGGUGUUGCCAUUCCAUUCAGACAGGUGUCUUACAAUGAUGGCGAAGGAUUCAAUGAAUCAACUGGAAUAUUCACGGUCCCAGUUGCUGGUGUGUACCAGUUUAUCUUCUUUGUUGAAAGCUGGCAUCAAGGAGAUGAUAGUUUUACAUGUCAGGAUGCUAUCGUUGCUUUGUUUAUUGAUGGAAAGUCAGUAGCAGCAGCAGUUGCUGACCCAAGGCAUGACAAACAAUUCGGAUCUGGUGGAAAUGUCUAUAUCAAUUACUUCAACAAAGGCCAGAAAGUGCUGGUGGGAACAGCGAGUACUUGCGAACAGUACAUCAUCUUUGGUUACCGAACCACAUUCAGUGGCUUUCUCUUGUAUUGACUUGAUAAAUAAGAAAUGCAAAAGGAAUUGUGUUUAUCAAAUCAUUAUCAUCAGUAUUGUUCUAUACUACAUUUAUAGGUUAUCUCAUGUAAUAGUCAUUUCCCUGUUGGAACAAUAAGUGCACAUCUGUUAAGAUUUUGUAUCAAGCGUUAAACUGUUGGUAGCUCAUUUUUGUAUUAGAAUUCUGAACGCCCUUAAACUUUUGAAUAGACUAUUUAAAAUACAAAGCACAUAACACAGAUUCAGCAGAUUCAAGGUUUAUAAUUUCAUGUUUAUCUCAUACCCGUGUAGUUUCUCAUACCCGUGCCAUUUGUGCGACUUCGUAAUAUGGCAUUGCACGGCAGUGCAUUUAUUUUGACGUCAGGAAUGAGAUAAACAGAGGAAAUGCAAAACAGAGUGGUACAUACCAAUAAAACCAUUGCGAACCGCAAUCAUAAUAUAUUAACUAUGUUGAUGGCAUUUCAUUACGUCAAAUUACAUCACAGUUUAUGAAGAAGAUUAACUAAAGAAAUUCUUGCUUAUUGUCCUAAUUUUGCGCAUUUGACACAGUUUUACUCACAUUCUUUUACUUUUAUUGCAUCUUAAUGUUUAGUAUUCAGCAUGCAUGCUUAUUCGUUUACUAUAUUUAUCAUUUUAUAUUGACUUGUAGACAAUUCUAUGUAAAGUUUAAAACAAACACAUUAAAUUCAAUAAAAGGCCAAAAGGGAAAAAAAUGAAAGAAAAUAGUAAGAAUAUUCAUAAUUUUUCUUCAUCCCCAAAAGCGUCCCCUUAUUUUAUCAUGUUAAGGUAAUGAAUUUAAAGCACACGGAAUGCUGAUCAUGUGACAAUGAAUCAUUUAGUCUGGAAUAAGAGUAUUAUUCGUACAAAAUACUAAAUCACUACAUGUAUAAUUACUUUACUUAGUUGGUAACCAGCAAAGAACGUUUAUCUACAUGGCCAGGGAGUAAUAAUAAAAUAAAUAUCAUAUAACAUAUAUCAAGAUAUGUGUAUAUUCUCGGUAAAAAGUUAGCUACAAUAUCAAUUCAGAACAGUGUGCCUUUAAUAGUGUGUUAUAUUACCAAUAAAAAUUCAUAUCAUAUUA